Osmia lignaria (orchard mason bee) is the source of this 1254-nucleotide messenger RNA. Its product is annotated as carbonyl reductase [NADPH] 1. The record is from RefSeq and is a predicted model, not a curated record. Lineage: Eukaryota; Metazoa; Arthropoda; Insecta; Hymenoptera; Megachilidae. Gene Ontology annotation, molecular function: carbonyl reductase (NADPH) activity.
UGUGUGUAUUUAUCAUUAAGUCUGAUAAGGAGUUGUAGAAAGUCUAUUAGAAAGGUUGGCAUUAUUGAGGUAUUAUUUGAUUAUAACCUGGUUAGAACAUUAUUUACAUUUGGUCAAAUAAGCUUUUGCAAAGAUCGCAUAAAAAUGACACGGGUAGCUGUGGUAACUGGAGGAAAUAAAGGCAUUGGUUUUGCCAUUGUAAAAGCGCUUUGUAAACGAUUUGAUGGAGAUGUAUAUUUAACUGCACGUAAUAUUACUCUUGGGCAAAAUGCUGUUAAAGAAUUAGAGGGGCAGGGUUUAACACCAAAGUUCCAUCAACUUGAUGUUACAGAUGAAAAUAGUAUUUCUGUUUUACGUGAUUAUUUACAGAAAACAUACGGAGGACUUGAUGUUUUGGUCAACAAUGCUGCAAUUGCAUUUAAAACGAAGGCUACAGAACCCUUUUCUCUGCAAGCUGAAGAAACAAUAAGAGUAAAUUAUUUUGGCUUAAGAAAAGUUUGUAGCAUACUUUAUCCACUGUUGAAACCACACGCACGUGUAGUGCAUUUAUCGAGUUCUGCUGGCCGUUUAUCAUUAAUUCCUGAUGAAUCAUUGCGUAAACGAUUUUCUGAUCCAACUCUUACUGAAGAGGAAUUAGAUAACAUCAUGCGUGAAUUUGUUAAUGCUGCUAAAGCAAAUACACAUUUGGAAAAUGGUUGGGCAAAUUCUGCAUAUGUAGCAAGCAAAGUGGGAGUGUCUGCUUUAGCUAGAGUUCAUCAAAGGAUGUUUGAUUCAGAUUCUAGAGAAGAUCUUGUAGUAAAUUCUGUACAUCCUGGUUAUGUAGACACUGACAUGACUAGCCACAAGGGAACUUUAGCACCUGAUCAAGGUGCUGAAGCUCCCGUAUUCUGUGCAUUACUGCCAGAAAAUACAGAUAUAAAAGGUAAAUAUAUUUGGUAUGACAAAUCAUUGGUAGAUUGGACAAAAGAUGCAUAAAUUCAAAAUAAUUUGAUUUGGCAUUAUAUACGUUUAUAUACUUGUUAUCUGUAUCAAAACAUUAAUAAAUAUUCUAUCACAUUAUUUUAUAUUUCUAAAUGUUUCUGCAUUUUAGUCACAUCUAUAUGAUUUAACAUUCCUGUUCUUCAUACAGCAUAGCAUUCGCAAUGAAAAAUCAAGUUUCUUAAUACUACAUAUAAAUUCACAUAAAAUUAUAACUUGUACGCUUAUGUAUUAUUGUUGACUUCAGUAAUAUAAAAUAAAUGAUUUUUAAUUCUA